Vicia villosa (hairy vetch) is the source of this 1271-nucleotide messenger RNA. RefSeq lists its product as uncharacterized. The transcript is spliced from 3 exons. NCBI's taxonomy places the organism in Eukaryota, Viridiplantae, Streptophyta, Magnoliopsida, Fabales, Fabaceae. The record is from RefSeq and is a predicted model, not a curated record. Bases 97 to 1110 code for a protein of 337 amino acids.
UUUCAACUAUUUAUGUCAUUCUUCAUUCAUUCCAUUUUCUACUAUCACACUCACUUCUCAUUUUCUUUGCAUUUUUCAACUUGAUUUCCAAUAUUCAUGGAGUUGCUUGUGAAACUCUUGUUUCCAUCAUUUCUCAUUCUUUCAGUCAUCACUGAUGGAACAACGGCUGAUACAAUGCUCACUGGAACUGUCAUCUGUGACCAAUGCAAAGAUGGCCAGAGAUCUCUUUUUGAUUAUCCUGUUAAUGGUGCAAAAGUAACUCUGUCAUGUAGUGACAGCAAUGGUCAAAUAACAAUGUCAAGAGAAGAAACAACAAACUGGUUUGGAAGUUAUACGAUGAGGUUUGACGGUGCACCGGAUUUAGGUGGUUGUUCUGCACAUGUCUCAGGAAGUAAUAGUGGACAGGGAGGAGGAUCAAUGAGUUGUAGUGAAGCUUCUGGUCCUGCUCAAAAUCCUAGACUCAUGUUUAGGAUGUUUGACAUGGAAAUGUAUGUUGUUGAUGCUCUUCUCGCUCAGCCUCCUCAACCUAUGCAAUACUGCUCAACAUCUUCCAAACCACCCCCAACACCAACUCUGCCAACACCAACAUUGCCACCACCGACAUUGGCGCCGCCGAUUUCUUCACCUCCUCAUUUCAACCUACCACCAAUGCCACCACUUCCGCCACUACUGCCAAUGCCGCAACUUCCACCGAUACCUCCAUUAGGUCCACUACCACCCAUGAUUUUUGUAGAAGCUUCAGCAUGUCCACCACAGACGUGGAUGAUGCCGGAAUACGAAUGCUACUGGAGGGGAGUCAACAGAGACACUAAAGUAGCAGUAGCUUUUGGAAUGGUUGCAGCAAGAAGAUAUGGUACAGACAUGACAUUGUGGUAUGGAUUGCAAGGGAGAGGAGAUCCUUAUAGGACUCUUUUAAGAGAAGGGAUAACUGCACUUCUUAACUCUUAUAACAGCAUUCAAUUCUCUUAUCAUCCACUUGGUGUAAUCCAACACAUGAAUUAUGCAUUGAUGGGAUCAACUAGGGAUGUUCUUGUUACUGCUUUACACUUCAUGAGGGCUAAUUCUGGUGAAGCUGGAAAUGUUACUUGCAAAUUCACUACUUGCAAUUAAUUCAUGCAUGCUAGAAUGUUAAUUUAAUGAUAUUAUAUAUAUAAGUUUUAUGUACUCUAUAAAGGAGAUUUGGUGUUGUAUAUAUGGUUUUGAAUAUGUAACAAAUGAGACAUAGUUAGUCCCAUUUUCAUAAUCAUACAUACAUUACUUAUUAUCUUAAA